AUGGAUCAACCUAGAAUCAUUUAUUCUUAUGUGGAAAUCAUGAAAAACUUUUCUGGUUCCCUCAAAGUCACUUCACAUACUCAGUCUUCUAAAAAGCUUUUGUUUUUUUUUCAUCAAAAAAUACAGAUAUGAAGCGGAGGCAGCGUUCUUUGGCAAUCUCAAACUUACGGACUUUAACAUCAUUGACACACUUGGUGUUGGAGGAUUUGGAAGAGUUGAACUGGUACAGCUAAAAAGUGAGGAAUCAAAAACAUUUGCAAUGAAGAUCCUUAAAAAGAGACACAUAGUGGAUACAAGGCAACAGGAGCACAUUCGGUCUGAGAAGCAGAUCAUGCAGAACGCUCACUCUGACUUCAUUGUAAGGUUAUACAGAACAUUCAAAGACAGCAAGUAUCUAUAUAUGCUUAUGGAAGCCUGUCUAGGUGGAGAGCUUUGGACUAUUCUCAGGGACAGAGGCUCUUUUGAAGAUUCUACAACAAGGUUUUAUACAGCUUGUGUAGUGGAGGCCUUUGCUUAUCUGCAUUCCAAAGGAAUAAUUUAUAGGGACCUCAAGCCAGAGAAUCUUAUUUUGGACCAUCGAGGUUAUGCAAAGUUGGUUGACUUUGGCUUUGCAAAAAAAAUAGGCUUUGGUAAGAAAACAUGGACUUUUUGUGGUACCCCAGAAUAUGUAGCUCCAGAGAUCAUCUUAAACAAAGGUCAUGACAUUUCAGCAGACUACUGGUCACUGGGAAUCUUAAUGUAUGAACUCCUGACUGGCAGCCCUCCAUUCUCAGGUCCAGACCCUAUGAAAACAUAUAACAUAAUACUAAGAGGAAUCGACAUGAUUGAAUUUCCAAAGAAGAUUACCAAAAAUGCUGCUAAUUUAAUCAAAAAACUAUGCAGGGACAAUCCGUCAGAAAGGUUAGGAAACUUGAAAAAUGGAGUGAAAGACAUCCAAAAGCACAAAUGGUUUGAAGGCUUUAAUUGGGAAGGUUUAAGGAAAGGUACAUUGACACCUCCUAUUAUACCAAGUGUCGCAUCCCCCACAGACACAAGCAAUUUUGACAGUUUUCCAGAAGAUAAUGAUGAUCCUCCCCCUGAUGACAAUUCAGGAUGGGACAUAGACUUUUGA
Molecule: messenger RNA, 1111 nt
Organism: Staurois parvus
Lineage: Eukaryota; Metazoa; Chordata; Amphibia; Anura; Ranidae
Source: the annotation of a GenBank genome assembly